Messenger RNA from Peronospora belbahrii, 633 nucleotides. Lineage: Eukaryota; Oomycota; Peronosporomycetes; Peronosporales; Peronosporaceae. The record is from the annotation of a GenBank genome assembly.
AUGGACAUGCAUCAAGUCGUCUCCAGAGUACAGACGAUCGAAGCUCUGCGCCAUUUUGUUGCUGCAUUUGACGUUACACAUGUGGCCUCAAAGCCGAUCCAACUGCGCGUUACGGCGGACGCGGUGGUAGACGUAAUGAAUCAGGAGACGUUAUUCCUCAUCCAGCAGAAGCAUUACUCACUCCACCACCAGCGGACACUAUUGGAUGCACGCAAUCAACUGCCAGUAGCGACACUAAGACUCAGUAUGUUUAACAGAACGCCGACUUAUUCGGCUUACCCACGGACGGAGCAUGAAGAGACGCCGUGUUUGUUUAAGUUCACAGUUGACGAUACAACAGUGCGCUCCGAGUUUACGGACCUAGUAGGCGGGCAGCAUUGCACAAUUGGCUGUGAUCCAGCCGUGGAUGGAAGUGAAUCGCUCAACUUUUGGCUCGUUCGCGGGUCGGAAGAGACGGAUCGUGUGCAACAGACUAUCGCCAGACUCACGUACACGCACAAGAACCACCCCAAGACGAAAGCAGAGCAGAGCGUUGUGCUGGAUGUAGCUCCAGGCGUGGAUCAAAUGAUGAUGGUCCUUAUUUGCAUCGGUCUUUUAGACGAAGGUUGUGAGGACGAGCACACGCAGGAAUAG